AUGCUUGCAGACAAUAUCAACUUGAGGGCUCAGUUCGAGGCUUUCACCAAGCGAGAAAAUGAAAAGAAUGGGCUCAUAGAUCCACCGAAAGCUGAACUGAAUGGCCAGAAUAUGUUCCAAAUGCUCCAGACCUAUGAGAAUAAGGUACGGGUUCUGGAGCUUGAGUUGAACAGCGAGAAAAGAUAUCGUGUAUCGACCCAGAAGAGCCUCGGGCAGUGGGCAAAAUACGGCUCGUCCCAAAAUGAUUUUGUUGUUGUUCUAGUCGAUGGAGAUGGUGCCAUCUUCCAUGAUGACUUCCUCUCAAAGCCCCGAGAAGGAGCUACCGAUGCUUCUCGUAAACUCACCCAAGCAGUUCGAGACUCGUUGAAAGACGAGCGCCUGAUUGAUAGCGAAAAUAUCACCAUCCUCGUCCGCAUCUUUGCCAACAUGAAUGAUCUAGCGAGAACACUUCAUUUGUCCAGAGUCAUCUCGGGGCGAAGUGACCUAUCUACCUUUGCUGAGCAAUUCACGACCAGCCGAGGCGAGUACGAUUUUAUCAAUGUAGGACCAGGCAAAGAAAAUGCCGAUUCCAAGAUGCGAGGUAAUUUCCAAGAUCGCCUGUUAGUCCUAACCAACCUGAUAGACAUGCUUAAACAUUACUAUUCCAACUAUCAAUGCAAGAAGAUCUUCUUCGCUGGCUGCCACGAUAAUGGCUACCUGAAUGAUCUCCAGAAAUACACCAGCGACGAAGAGAGUCGUGAAAGGAUUACCCUCGUUGAAACCACUCCAGCCCAGCCUUCCUUCAGGACAAUGCUCACCUUUCCUAUCAUCCGUUUCGACGGCGUCUUCAGAAGCACUUCUCUCUCCAUGGAAGACUCUUCUCAACCGUCCUCCCCGGCGGCACCCAUCAUCAUCCCCAAGACAGCCGCAAUCACAGCGCCCUCCUGGCGCCGCGACUCCGCCUCUAGCACCACAACCACCUCCAGCACCUCCCACCACCGCACAAGCAGCAUCUCCCCCUCACCCCCAAGCGCAUUCCCCAAUAUCUCCAUCUCCGGGAAUGGCGGCAUGUCCGUCCACUACCCCACACACCUCCCAGCCCCAACCUACGCCUCUGCUUGCGGCCCCGGCUCGCAAAAGAACAUCUCCCUCACAAGCCCCAGCGAAACCCGCGCAGUGCUAUACAACGAGCAUCGCGAGCGCAUCGACCCGCCCAACAAAAAGCCCGCCGACCAGCCCGCCUUCGACAGCUACUUCGCCAAACUGGCCAAGGUCAAGACGGCGGAGUGCCGCGGCUUCUGUAACUACCGGUACCUGCAGGGCCAGUGCCGGCGGGGCGCGAUGUGCCAUAACGAGCACGAUGUUGUGCUCUCGGAGCGCGAGAUCGCGGUGCAUCGGUACCGGGCGAGACUGGGGCUUUGUACGAAUGGGCCGACGUGCAGUGACUAUGAUUGCUUUUUCAGCCAUCAUUGUCCGUUUGUGCCGAACUGUACCGCGCAGACAUGUAAGUUUGAAGUGCAUCUCGAGGCGAAGGAUAUGGUUGUUUGGUGA
Molecule: messenger RNA, 1530 nt
Organism: Penicillium chermesinum
Lineage: Eukaryota; Fungi; Ascomycota; Eurotiomycetes; Eurotiales; Aspergillaceae
Exons: 5
Coding region: 1-1530 (509 amino acids)
Molecular function (GO): metal ion binding
Source: RefSeq, a predicted model, not a curated record